AUGGAUGCUUCAGAGAUAAAACGGAAGAUUGUUCGCCUUCGAAUUCUCAUCAUAGGAAGAGCGAACGCAGGAAAAACUACCAUCCUAAAGAGGGUUUGCAAAACCAACGAGAACCCAGAAAUUUUCGACGGCGCUGGGAAAAAGAUCGAUAUCGCGGUUUUGACAGCAUCCAGAGAGCGUGGAGAGCACGAUAUCGAGAACGAAAUGGUGUUCCACGACAACCCAGGAUUCAUUUUUCAUGAUUCACGCGGUUUUGAAGCAGGCGGGGAAUCUGAGUAUGACAAGGUCAAUGCAUUUAUCAAAGCCCUUCCGGUGAUCGUACUAUUCACCAAAUUCGAUUGCCUCUACGAUGUCGAAUUUGCACGACUGAUGGAGAAUGGAGCAUCAAGGAAAGACACUAAAAACCUGGCUCCAAAGCGUGCCGAGGACACAUUUGCAAACGGGCAUCAAUUGAAGUUUCUAUACCACUCCAAGGACAUCCGACGACCUCCAAAAUGUCACGUAUGCCUCCCUGACAUGGACAAUGACAAUGCAGACUGCGGACCACUCAUCGAACGAACAGCUGAAACUCUGGACAAUGAAGUCCUGCAGCAACUUCUCAUCUCAACUCAGCAGACCAACUUGGAGAUCUGCAUGAAAUAUGCAGUUGAGAGAACACUUGUCGCCUCUGCUGAAACAAUUUCAUAUCAGGAGGCACUACGAAGAUUGGGUGUCUGGUUUCCACAUAUUAUGGUAGUACGUCUGUUGAUCCUUGUUCGAGAUCGUGCCAUGCUGAUCGAAGCCAUUGCCACUGUUCGCAGGGUGUGA
Molecule: messenger RNA, 807 nt
Organism: Suillus clintonianus
Lineage: Eukaryota; Fungi; Basidiomycota; Agaricomycetes; Boletales; Suillaceae
Exons: 7
Coding region: 1-807 (268 amino acids)
Molecular function (GO): GTP binding
Source: RefSeq, a predicted model, not a curated record